This is a messenger RNA of Ciona intestinalis (vase tunicate), 537 nucleotides long. Lineage: Eukaryota; Metazoa; Chordata; Ascidiacea; Phlebobranchia; Cionidae. The record is from RefSeq and is a predicted model, not a curated record.
AUUUAUUAGAACAAAUAUUUUAAGUAAUGUUAUUGUGGCUUGAUUAUUAGGAAUGUCUUCACUUAUUUUUAAAAGAGUUAUUAACAAUAGUUUUCUUACAUAUGGUGUCCCAAGGUAUCUUGCAAGCAAAGUAGUGAAACAAACAAAUGGUCCCAGAGUUGCCCUUUCAACAGCAUCAGUAAAUGCUAAUAAAGACAUACUGCACAUAACUGAUGCAUGUGUAAAGCAAUUAAAGAAAGUUGCAACACCAGAUGAAUUCCUUAGAAUAUCCGUUGAAGGAGGAGGUUGUUCUGGUUUUACUUAUAAGUUUGAACUUGAUGAUAAUAUCAUGGAGGAUGACAAAAGUUACGAGCGAGACGGGGUCAAAGUUGUAACCGACGAUGGAUCGUUAGAAUUAAUAAAAGGAUCGUAUAUUGAUUAUCAAGAAGAAUUGAUAAAAAGUUCAUUCCGAGUUUCCGACAAUCCUCAAUCGAAUACAAACUGUUCAUGCGGUGUCUCGUUUUCAGUGGAAUUAUAAAACAACCUUAAUCUUUUCAA